Pecten maximus is the source of this 1332-nucleotide messenger RNA. RefSeq lists its product as uncharacterized. The transcript has a single exon. Bases 1 to 1332 code for a protein of 443 amino acids. NCBI's taxonomy places the organism in Eukaryota, Metazoa, Mollusca, Bivalvia, Pectinida, Pectinidae. The record is from RefSeq and is a predicted model, not a curated record.
AUGGGGAACAGUACCAACAGUCUGGAGGGAUGUAUGAGGAACAGUACCAACUCUCUGGAGGGAUGUAUGGGGAACAGUACCAACAGUCUGGAGGGAUGUAUGAGGAACAGUACCAACAGUCUGGAGGGAUGUAUGAGGAACAGUACCAACUGUCUGGAGGGAUGUAAGAGGAACAGUACCAACUGUCUGGAGGGAUGUAUGAGGAACAGUACCAACAGUCUGGAGGGAUGUAAGAGGAACAGUACCAACAGUCUGGAGGGAUGUAUGGGGAACAGUACCAACUGUCUGGAGGGAUGUAUGAGGAACAGUACCAACAGUCUGGAGGGAUGUAAGAGGAACAGUACCAACAGUCUGGAGGGAUGUAUGAGGAACAGUACCAACAGUCUGGAGGGAUGUAUGAGGAACAGUACCAACAGUCUGGAGGGAUGUAUGAGGAACAGUACCAACAGUCUGGAGGGAUGUAUGAGGAACAGUACCAACAGUCUGGAGGGAUGUAAGAGGAACAGUACCAACAGUCUGGAGGGAUGUAUGAGGAACAGUACCAACAGUCUGGAGGGAUGUAAGAGGAACAGUACCAACAGUCUGGAGGGAUGUAUGAGGAACAGUACCAACAGUCUGGAGGGAUGUAAGAGGAACAGUACCAACUGUCUGGAGGGAUGUAUGAGGAACAGUACCAACUGUCUGGAGGGAUGUAUGAGGAACAGUACCAACUCUCUGGAGGGAUGUAUGAGGAACAGUACCAACAGUCUGGAGGGAUGUAAGAGGAACAGUACCAACAGUCUGGAGGGAUGUAUGAGGAACAGUACCAACAGUCUGGAGGGAUGUAUGAGGAACAGUACCAACAGUCUGGAGGGAUGUAAGAGGAACAGUACCAACAGUCUGGAGGGAUGUAUGAGGAACAGUACCAACAGUCUGGAGGGAUGUAAGAGGAACAGUACCAACAGUCUGGAGGGAUGUAUGAGGAACAGUACCAACAGUCUGGAGGGAUGUAAGAGGAACAGUACCAACUGUCUGGAGGGAUGUAUGAGGAACAGUACCAACUGUCUGGAGGGAUGUAUGAGGAACAGUACCAACUGUCUGGAGGGAUGUAUGAGGAACAGUACCAACAGUCUGGAGGGAUGUAUGAGGAACAGUACCAACAGUCUGGAGGGAUGUAUGAGGAACAGUACCAACUGUCUGGAGGGAUGUAUGAGGAACAGUACCAACAGUCUGGAGGGAUGUAUGCGCAAACUACAAACAAAGGAAGCAAAUCACUCGCUGGGAAUCACAGGCCCGUCAGUCUCACAUCAUUUGUGUGCAAAACAAUGGAAACAUUCGUCAGGGAUCACUUAG